CCUCCCCCCGGAAGUGUGCUCCAUCCUGUCGUCCACAUCCACGGUGGUGUGUGUGUAUGUGGGGCUGGGGCAAUGUCAGACGUGCUCUCUGGUUUGUCACUUUGAGUAGCAUUUCUUUUAUUGUUAGCAUGUACGUGGCACAAAACACUGCGUAACUAUGCAGAUCCUCACUCCUCACGUUUACUGGGCUCAGCGCCAUGGGGAGAUUUUCCUCCGGGUGGAGCUGAGUGAUGCUAAGAACCUUGACAUCAAUCUGCAGGAAAACAACACGCUUCACUUUAGAGCCCUGGGUCACGGAGCUAAAGGUGAAAAUGAAUACAAGUUCAGUUUGGAGUUCCUGGAACCUGUUAGACCUGAGAUCAACCAUAAGUCCACCCAGCGCCAGGUGGACAUCAAGGUAAAGAAACGGGAGGAGCGCUGGUGGGACCGACUGACUCUGCAGGAGAAGAAGCCCGUGUUCCUGGCUCCUGACUUCGACCGCUGGCUGGAUGAGUCCGAUGCUGAGAUGGAGCUUCAGGCCAAGGAAGAAGCAAAGAUUAACAAAAUAAGCGUGGAGUCCAGAGUUCGACAAGACCCCUACCUCGGGCUGAAGAAGGGCUACCUGUUCAUGUAUAACCUGGUGCAGUUCCUGGGAUUCUCCUGGAUCUUUGUCAACAUGACAGUCCGACUCUUCAUUCUUGGUCAAGAUUCGUUCUAUGACACCUUUCACACCACGGCUGAUAUGAUGUACUUCUGCCAGAUGAUGGCUGUGCUCGAGAUCAUUAACCCCUUGUUGGGUCUGGUUAAGACUGGGUUUUUCCCUGCUAUGAUCCAGGUGUCCGGCAGGAACACCAUCCUGUUCGUCAUCUUCGGGAGCCUAGAGGAGAUGCAGAACAAGGCCGUCGUGUUCUUCGUCUUCUACCUGUGGAGCACCAUUGAGAUCUUCAGGUACCCGUUCUACAUGCUGGCCUGCAUCGGCACCGAGUGGAAGCUGUUGACGUGGCUGAGAUACACGCUCUGGAUUCCUCUGUACCCUCUGGGGUCCAUAGCUGAAGCCGUGGCGGUGAUCCAGUCCCUGCCCAUCUUUGAUGAGAGCAGCCUGUUCAGCCUUCCUCUCCCGGCAGUGAUGGGACACUCGUUGAGCUUCUCCUACGUUCUGCAGCUGUACCUGGUCCUCAUGUUCCUGGGACUCUUCAUCAAUUUCCGACACCUGUACAAGCAGCGGAGGAGGCGGUACCGAUCCAGGAAAAGGAAAGUCCACUAACUGGUCAGCACAUUUCUCUGGAACUGCUGUUUACUUGAAGACGAAGCAUCUGUUUUUCCUCUCGGUGUUUUUUUUUUUCCUGCGUUCGCACACUUGAUAUUGAAAGACUGGUGACGUUAGUCCUCCACUGGUUGAAGCGUUCACCUCCAAACCGAACCCUGAGUCCUGCUGUAUCCAGCAUCUGCAGAGCGGGCGUCAGGGUGACGCCGCGCUGCUGUGGCUUCGACUGGUAUCAUGUAUUUUCUCUGAUUGUCCGUGUUCAUCAGCAGGUCUAUUCUUUAGCUGCCACUUCCUGCAUAUGCACAAACCUUCUUUUUUUUCUCUGCUGGUGAGAAAGUGUUAAGACUCGUCUCCAGGAUGAACAUGUAGAAUAAAGCUGGAGUAAUUUGGAUCAUGGUGGAAAAAUGUUGGCAAGUUUUGUCUUUAAGUUCAAGGUUCAUGUCUGUUUGAAAAUCAUUUGCUUUGAUGGAUCCUACUGAACAUUGUGUUAAAACCAUGGUGCAGUUUGUUCUUUUAAUGUUUCAAUCGUUUACCUCAUAAUCUUGUGAUUUAUGUGUUUAACAAACCAGAAAACCUGUGAUUCUUUGUAUUUUCAGAACACAGGAUACUGAGCAGCUCUGAACUGGGAGCUUAAACUGGGUUUGUUGGUUUGUGAGGCUCAGAGGAAGCAGUCACAGCUCAACAUGCAAAUUACUGUUGGGAGGAAAAUGCUGUAGGUGACUGUUGUCAAACAGACCUUCACAGGUUUAUACUGGUGCAACUGAACCUACGUGUUCCCAGUAGGAGGCAGCUGGUGGGGUUUGAGAGGUGACGUCGGACGUCUCAGUCUUCUGUUCAUGUCAAUGUGGCUGUUUCACAUUUCUUAUCUUUGGACCUUGACUUUAUUACUAAUACCUGUGCUGAGUUUUAUAUUGAUUUGCAGUUUGUUUUGUGGAUGAAACCGGUUUUCACAACCACUGCUCCCAAAGACAAAUAAACAAAUAAGCCUCUA
Betta splendens (Siamese fighting fish) is the source of this 2234-nucleotide messenger RNA. RefSeq names its product very-long-chain (3R)-3-hydroxyacyl-CoA dehydratase-like. Gene Ontology annotation, biological process: sphingolipid biosynthetic process; fatty acid elongation; very long-chain fatty acid biosynthetic process. Bases 158 to 1243 code for a protein of 361 amino acids. The record is from RefSeq and is a predicted model, not a curated record. Lineage: Eukaryota; Metazoa; Chordata; Actinopteri; Anabantiformes; Osphronemidae. Gene Ontology annotation, cellular component: endoplasmic reticulum membrane. The transcript is spliced from 11 exons. Gene Ontology annotation, molecular function: 3-hydroxyacyl-CoA dehydratase activity.